Molecule: messenger RNA, 1617 nt
Organism: Sitophilus oryzae (rice weevil)
Lineage: Eukaryota; Metazoa; Arthropoda; Insecta; Coleoptera; Curculionidae
Product: zinc finger BED domain-containing protein DAYSLEEPER-like
Exons: 5
Coding region: 1-1617 (538 amino acids)
Molecular function (GO): protein dimerization activity
Source: RefSeq, a predicted model, not a curated record
AUGGAUCAGAAGAGGAGAAAAACUAGUGAUUUAUGGAAUAUGUUUGACCCAUUAAAUCACCAACUUGCAAAAUAUAACAAUGCGGCUUCCACUUCUGAUAAACAAUCGCAAAUUUCAUCCGCUUGCAGUGUUAUUACAACAGAAUUGUCUUCUAUAAAAGCGACAUCUCGUGGAACCAAAAGGCAAACUGCGAUGUCUCAUUUUAUACCAAAGAAAAUGUCAUCUACUGAUAAAUCUAAAGUUGAUUUGGCCAUAAUGAAGCUUUUUACCUGGGACUUCCAACCGUUUACCAUGGUGGAAGAUAAAGGAUUUAAAAAUUUAAUGAGCAUUUGUGUCCUGACAAAAUUUGAAGAAAUAUGUCAAGAUGUAAAAAAUACUCUAAGCGAACAAGCAUUAAGUGUAUGUAUUACAACAGAUGCUUGGACCUCGUCUGUAAAUGACAGUUAUUGUGCGUUAACCGCUCAUUAUAUAAAUGAACAUUUUGAAAUGAAAACUGUAUUGUUGGAUUGUUCGGUAUUCAAAGACUCCCAUACUGCGGAGAACUUAGCAGAAUAUAUCACUAAAAUGGUUAGUGAGUGGAAUCUCAAAGAUAAAAUCACUAUAGUUAUCUCAGAUAAUGCUUCUAAUAUUACAAGUACCGUUACGAACAUUUUGAAAUGGAAACAUUAUGGGUGCUACGCACAUAAAUUAAAUUUGGUUGUACAAGACGCUCUUCGACAUGUCAAAGAUGUCCUUAUGAAAGUGAAGGCAAUUGUAACUUACUUUAAAAGAAGUAACGCAGCAACCAGGAAACUAGUAACUUAUCAAGAACAAAUAGGUAUUAAACAGCCUAAGAAACUGUUGCAGGAUGUCGUCACACGAUGGAAUUCAACAUAUUUUAUGUUACAACGCAUUACACUUCUGGAAGAAGCUGUCAAACACUCUCUGGCCCUUUCAAAUACUGAUUUGCCGCUUCUAACAGAACACGAAUGGAAUACAUGUAGAGAAUUGUGCAUGGUUUUAGAGCCAUGCGCGGAAGUUACUACAGAGAUGAGCAGUGAAAAUUAUAUUACUGCUAGCAAAAUAAUUCCAAUAACACGCGGGCUAAAGUUUCUACUUACCAAGCUCUCGAAUGAUGUAAAGAUCAAUUCAAUAAAAUUAGUAGUACAAGCAUUAUUGGAUGGCAUUGCUACUAGAUACAAACAUCAUUUGUUUGAGGAUGAAAAAACUACAGACUGGAUAAAGAAAAGCACUAUUCAGUUGAUUGCAGGAAUAAUUAGCAAGGAAAGUGUCAUGAACGAUGUAACAAUUAACGAAGCAGACACUUCUGGCUCUUUACCCAAUCUUGAAUCUAAUCCCGAAAAGAAGAAAAUAUCAAUUUGGGAUAAUUACGAUAAUAUUAUUAAUACAGUAAAACUUAAGGGAACUUCAACAUCACUGGCCAUUCAAGAAGUUCAGAGAUAUAUGGAUGAUGAUCUCAUUCCAAGGAAAAAUAAUCCUUUGCAGUGGUGGAAGGACCAUAAACAUUUUUACCCAAAUUUGGCCCAUUUAGUGCCAAUGUUAUGGCAUCCUAUAUACCAGAUCCUCAAGGAAUAUGCCGAAAUAGCAGAAGCAAGAGAAAUGGGAAGAGACGAGUGA